ACACCCACCUCGGACCCGCGCUGCCCGGCGGCACCCACGUGUGCGGCGAGGGCGGCGGCCCGGGCCUGCGGCCGGAUCCUGGACCGACUGCCGGGGCCAGCUGCUGAUUGGACGUUUGUUGUGCUUUGUUUUCCAGCAACGAAGGUUUUGGGAACAGUAAAAUGGUUCAAUGUAAGGAACGGAUACGGUUUCAUCAACAGGAAUGACACCAAGGAAGACGUAUUUGUACACCAGACUGCCAUAAAGAAGAAUAACCCCAGGAAGUACCUUCGCAGUGUAGGAGAUGGAGAGACUGUGGAGUUUGAUGUUGUUGAAGGAGAAAAGGGUGCGGAGGCAGCAAAUGUUACAGGACCUGGUGGAGUUCCAGUUCAAGGCAGUAAAUACGCAGCAGACCGUAACCAUUAUAGACGCUAUCCACGUCGUAGGGGUCCUCCACGCAAUUACCAGCAAAAUUACCAGAAUAGUGAGAGUGGGGAAAAGAACGAGGGGUCGGAAAGCGCUCCUGAAGGCCAAGCCCAACAACGCCGGCCCUAUCGCAGGCGAAGGUUCCCACCUUACUACUUGAGGAGACCCUAUGGGCGUCGACCACAGUAUUCCAACCCUCCUGUGCAAGGAGAAGUGAUGGAGGGUGCUGACAACCAGGGUGCAGGAGAGCAAGGUAGACCAGUGAGACAGAAUAUGUAUCGGGGUUACAGACCACGAUUCCGCAGGGGCCCUCCUCGCCAAAGACAGCCUAGAGAGGAUGGCAAUGAAGAGGACAAGGAAAAUCAAGGAGACGAGACCCAAGGUCAGCAGCCACCUCAACGUCGGUACCGCCGCAACUUCAAUUACCGACGCAGACGCCCAGAGAACCCUAAACCACAAGAUGGCAAAGAGACAAAAGCAGCCGAUCCACCAGCUGAGAAUUCGUCCGCUCCCGAGGCUGAGCAGGGCGGGGCUGAGUAAAUGCCGGCUUACCAUCUCUACCAUCAUCCGGUUUGGUCAUCCAACAAGAAGAAAUGAUAUGAAAUUCCAGCAAUAAGAAAUGAACAAAGAUUGGAGCUGAAGACCUUAAGUGCUUGCUUUUUGCCCGUUGACCAGAUACACUAGAACUAUCUGCAUUAUCUAUGCAGCAUGGGGUUUUUAUUAUUUUUACCUAAAGAUGUCUCUUUUUGGUAAUGACAAAUGUGUUUUUUAAAAAAAAAAAGGUCUGGUUUUUCUCAAUACACCUUUAAUGGUUUUUAAAUUGUUUCAUAUCUGGUCAAGUUGAGAUUUUUAAGAACUUCAUUUUUAAUUUGUAAUAAAAGUUUACAACUUGAUUUUUUAAAAAAACAAAAAAAGUCAACAAACUGCAAGCACCUGUUAAUAAAGGUCUUAAAUAAUA
Molecule: messenger RNA, 1363 nt
Organism: Peromyscus maniculatus bairdii (prairie deer mouse)
Lineage: Eukaryota; Metazoa; Chordata; Mammalia; Rodentia; Cricetidae
Source: RefSeq, a predicted model, not a curated record